Cryptomeria japonica (Japanese cedar) is the source of this 1050-nucleotide messenger RNA. RefSeq lists its product as uncharacterized. The record is from RefSeq and is a predicted model, not a curated record. Bases 16 to 1050 code for a protein of 344 amino acids. The transcript is spliced from 3 exons. Lineage: Eukaryota; Viridiplantae; Streptophyta; Pinopsida; Cupressales; Cupressaceae.
AUUUUCCCCAUCAAGAUGUGCUCGAAUCCCAUGGCGAAAUCAAGCGCAAAGAUUAGUUUCAUGAUAAUACUGGUCUGGAUAACAGUGUUAGCCCGAGCGCAGCAAGACACCUGCCAGUCCAGCGGGUCGUUGCAGGGGAGCGCCGGCAAUUGCAAUACUGCAGACGGAUCGCAGUGCUGUAAAGCGACUGAGAGUUACCCGACAUAUGACUGCUCUCCUUCCGUCACUUCACAGACUUCUGCAGAUCUUACUCUCAAUGGCUUCGGUCAAGGAGAGAGCGGCGGCGGGGCGUCUGAAUGUGACGAGCAAUACCAUUCCAACAGUGAGAUGAUCGUGGCCUUGUCCACCGGCUGGUUUGACAAUAAGAGCCGCUGUGGAAAGCAGAUCCAAAUCAAUGCAAAUGGUAAGACGGUUACAGCUACUGUUGUGGAUGAGUGCGAUUCGAGGCAUGGGUGUGAUCAAGAGCAUGCUUUUCAGCCUCCCUGUGCUAAUAACGUUGUGGAUGCUUCCUCUGCUGUUUGGGAUGCCCUCGGCCUCAAUCAGGACGAUGGGCACGCUGAUAUUACUUGGUCGGACAGCUGCCAGUCCAGCGGCUCAUUGCAGGGCAUCGACGGCAACUGCAAUCCGGCAGAAGGAUCACAGUGCUGUCAAACGACGGAGAUCUACCGAACAUAUGACUGCUCUCCUCCCGUCACUUCACAAACUUCCGGCAUACUUACUCUCAACGGAUUCGGUGAAGGGGGGAGUGGCGGCGGGGCGUCUGCAUGUGACGGCCAAUUCCAUUCCAACAGUGAGAUGAUCGUGGCCUUGUCCACCGGCUGGUUUGACAAUCAGAGCCGCUGUGGAAAGCAGAUCCAAAUCAAUGCAAAUGGUAAUACAGUUACGGCUACCGUUGUGGAUGAGUGUGAUUCGAGGCAUGGUUGUGAUGAAGAGCAUGAUUUUCAGCCCCCCUGCCGUAAUAAUGUUGUGGAUGCUUCCUCUGCAGUUUGGGAUGCUCUGGGCCUCAAUCAGGACGAUGGACAAGCUAAUAUUACUUGGUGGGACGCUUAA